AUGGCCAAAAACGUGGGUUCACCCUUCUUCACCCCCUUGGUGAGUUGCAUUGCCGAUAGCUGCCUUAUCCCAUCGGUUUUCCCUUCUAAGGCUGGAAUCAUACAUGGUGAUCCUUUUUCAAGUAUGCACACCGAACUUAAGGCGGGUAUAGGAAUGGCCGAGACUUGUCUCAUGAAAUCCAUUCCCAAAACCACCUUAAAGUCAUCCAUGGGAAUGACUGAGAAGUCCACUGGUCCGUACCAACUUCCCAGCCGCAUCCCGACCUUUCGGGCUUUCCCACUAACGGGUUGCGCCUUAGCGUUCACCGUCUUCAUCCUGCCAUCCCCCUUUGACCAACUGACUCCAAGUCUCACGGCCUCCUCUAUGGCCAUGAAGUUAUGUGUGGCUCCCGUGUCCACCAUUACUUGGGUCGGUUUAUCAUUUAUCCGAGCUUCGACAUACAUGAGCCCCUUGCUCAUUGGCCUUACCACCGGGUUAGCCUGUAGGGCGUGCAGCAACUGUAGCGACCCUAUCUUGCUUGGUGGUUCUUCCGGAGUCUCGGUCUCCCGAUUUUCCAUAAUUGUGGAUAAGGACCCCAUCUUCGGACAGUCCUUCAUCGCGUGUGGCCCCUUGCACACAAAGCAUCCUCCCUUUGGAACAAAGGAUUUCUUUCUUGCUUCAAAAUCCUCCCGCCGAGCCCCCUUCUCAAAGUUCUUUGAGUUGGGUGAUCUAGUAUUAUCUCGUUUGGCUCCCACCUUUGACUCUGCCCUGGUCCUUCUUUUUAGAGGAUUCGGACGGUCCAGAGGUGCGGAAAUCAAUCAGUGA
Molecule: messenger RNA, 804 nt
Organism: Arabis nemorensis
Lineage: Eukaryota; Viridiplantae; Streptophyta; Magnoliopsida; Brassicales; Brassicaceae
Source: the annotation of a GenBank genome assembly